Spodoptera exigua (beet armyworm) is the source of this 7671-nucleotide messenger RNA. Lineage: Eukaryota; Metazoa; Arthropoda; Insecta; Lepidoptera; Noctuidae. The record is from the annotation of a GenBank genome assembly.
UUUUCAUUUGCCCGUUUCUGAACGCAGAUUUUUUAUCUGUCGCUGUCGCUUAAUUCGCAAAAGACUUGAUCCCAAACACAGAUAAAAAAUAUAAUUCAUUUCAUUUCGCGUUUCUCGUCUUUUUGUACUUUCCGAAAAGAGAAAACGAGAUAUUUCGGAUUUCUACAAGUGAUUGUAUACUUUAGUUUCCUUCGGGAUUAAUAUUAAAAUAAAUCAACAAUAAAUGUCUAGCAAUAACUAGUGCGACUUUAAGUACGUAAGUGUAAUGAAGGAAGUGAAAAAGUGUCAGAAACUUGUUUCCCUUUGAUGAAAUGACGUGAAAAUACAAUUUCAUAAACAUUUUAGUGGAAAUGUGUUUGUUAUUGUGCGUUUGAUUGUGGAUGUUCGAUCAUGAUGCAGUCAACGUCGGAGGGAUGUAUGAAUAUCGCCGAGCUAGCGAAUCAGCUGAGGCGAGAGAAGAUAUUUAUCAACUCUGAGAGGCAGCUGUUGCAGAAGCUCAAUGAGGAUGUCGAGAAGCGAGCUCUGGAGCUUCUGCAGGUGGCCUGGAUUUGCCUACAGCAGCGCCAGAACCUUACGAAUUUAAUAACAUCAAGAUGUGAUGCUGACUCCAUAGCAUACUGCCAGAGAGCAAGUCACCUUGAAAGAGCGAUUUUUGUGGAUGCCUUUAAAGUCUUAAAGUACAAGGAAGCGACGGCUCUAGGCGAGCUCCUAGGAUGGCUCCGCGAAUCCCCACACCUGGUGUCUCUCUGCCUUCUCCUGGGCGAGGACAAUAUCCCACCAAGUUUGCCAGUUGCGUUGAUGUCUGGACUAUACGGCAGCUGCCGAUCAGCUUCAGACAGGACCCGGUUCCUGGCUGUCAUUAGGUCGCUUAUCAAACACCAAAUGGCACCGUCCAGUGAUCCUAGGAAAUUUUUCCGUACUGGUAAAUGUGCAUUGUCUUCCUUGUAUGCGGUAUACCGUGAUGGACAUACGCCAGCUCGUCAGUUCCUGGUCGCAGUGCUACAGAACCCCGUGAUGGCUGUACUGCAUGAGGACGAGUUCUUCUUAGACAUAGACCCUGAUAAAGCUAUGGAGAGAUUUUCGCCAGCAGACCGUACAAAGAAAUUUGGUCAGCCGAACAGCCAGGAGUACGCAGCGAAGGUAGCUCGAUACCGCAAGUGGACCAUCCAGUCGCUGUACAACCUUACCACCAAGUUCAUCGUGGCCCUCAGAGAGCAUUGGCCCAACUUUCCCUCCACCAUCGCCUGGAUCGUCCAGCAGAUCGUUCAUCUACUUAAACAACAUUCCAGAACAUCAGAGCGUGAGGUGCACGCGAUAUGCACGGACCUUAUAAUGAACCACUUCAUAUGUCCCGCGAUCGUGAACCCUGAAGCUCACGGCGUGGUCGAGGUACCCGUCUCGUACAUCGCCCGCUUCAACCUCAUACAGAUCGCACAGAUCAUACAGAUGCUCUGCUUAGCCAAGUUCCAAGAGGUGGAUGCCAAAGUCCGCGACGUGUACUUGAAGUUCGAGCGUUCCUGUGUAUGGACCCUGAUAGACAACGUGACGAGCGAGGCGUGGUCGUGCGCCCCCACGCCGGCGCAGCCCCACGCUCACGCCGAGACGCCGCGCGUCGCUACCGACGCUUAUCUACACACCACCGUCGCGCUAUUUACGCCUCACGAUGCUCAACUUCUGAUAACGUUCCUGCGUCGUAUAUCUUCGAAGCUGAACAAUAAUACGCCGAGCGUGACGUCAGACGAGCAACCCAGUGGAUCUGCCGUCGCUGAGGCCGCAGCACUAAGCAGUGAAACGAGCAGCGAAAGUUCUAGCAACGGCGAGGCCUGUGCCAGCCGACUUGCGGCCUUAUUACAGACCUCCGAGCCUAACUACCGUAGCAGAUUACACGAUCUGCUCAAGAAGAUGCCUGACCUCUCCAAAUAUAGACCGACCUCCCCACCGGAAUCCAAAGACCCGUCCCCUGUAGAGAACGGUCACUCCAGUAAGAGGAGCAUUCUGGCCAAGGUGCAGAGACCUCGGCUCCCUCGCAGUGCCAGCUCCAACUCGUCGUUAGCGUCCGCGAGUGAGGACAAGCCGGUCAAUGGGAACUGCAAGGAGGACGGCUCGCAGGAACAUGUCGAGGUGCUCGUCAUCAAGCUGGCUAACGUCGAGGAACAGGACUAUAUUGGUCUAGUCCCCGAAUCGAAGGUUCUAGAAUGUUACUACGGCGGGUCGGAGGCAGGCGAUGCGGACGAAAACGGAUCCGCACUCGCCGUAGCGGGGCCCGGCGCACCCGUGCAGAAGCGGACCAGGUUCUCAGUGUCUCAUGACGAAGUGUCCCUGGGUAAUACAUCAGACAACCUGGAGGCGGUGUCCGAGGCCGCCUCCAACCACAGCGUCACCUCCAGUCUCGAGCUGGAGACGGAGGACCAGAACGACAACCUCUCUGAUAUGGUGUCAGCGAACGUGUCAGGUCGCGGCAGCCCCAACAUCUCCGGGCGCGAGACUCCGUCGUCGCAGGUGACGGAGGGCCCGCCCGCGCAGCCCGCCCUACAUCACUCGCACGCCAAGCUACUCAAGCAGACCCGGAACGAUAUCGAGGACAAGUUCUGCAAGUUCGAGAUUAAGAAGCUCCUGGAAGGCGACGAAACGAUCAGCAUAAUGUCAGACACGUGGAGCACGGACGUGCUGGCUUCCGACUCCGAGACCAUCGGGGACUCCUGCGACCAGACGCAGGUCGCCGCCAACAACUGUCAGAGCAGUUGCAACCAGAAUGCGCCGGACGCGUCGGAAACGGCGAGCGAGUCCGCCUGGAGCAUGGACGUACUCGCUUCCGACAGCGACCGGAAUACUGAGGUGGACACGGACGACUGCGUGUCGGUGGCGGCGCGGUCGGACACGUCGUGGCCGCGCCGGCCCUCCACGCACGACGACGCGCCCUGCAGGACCUACUGCCAACAGAACGGCAACGUAAAGCGGCCAGAAGUCAGUAGUCCCCGACAUGCGUCGCGACCGAACUUGGCCAAUAGGUCAGGGUACCUGACGGCGACGGCGGCGCUGUCCCGCGGCGGGGAACUGGACCUGCCCCAUCCGCCCCCUUCACACCACCAGUACAACAUCGAGAACAGGAAGAGCAUACUCGUCAACGGAUACCCGGUGAUGACAUGCUACGCGACGUCGGCCCCGGAGAGCCCCAGUACCAGCGCGCCCGUAGCGCUGCCCGGGGACUUAUUCGACUACGUGCCGCCAAACAAUGGUCCCCAAACCGAGUCAACAUUGGAUGCCAACAGCCAGUCGGACGCUACCAGCCAGUGGGUGGACGACAGUUUCCCCGCGCCCCACCACUCCCCCGAAAGACCUUACCCCUCCACCUCCAAAUACGACCUCCCAUCCACUUCCAAACCUUACCCGGAGAACGACAUGAUGGACCAAUCGCUUAACUCAAGCGAGAGCUCCUUCAACGCGAUGUAUGGCGGCCGAUUCGAUUCCGGUAUCGAUGCUGAGCGAGCGGAAUCCGAAUCGAGAUCAGCGAUCACCGAUUUGAUGACUCGGAUGAGUUCGGCGACUAUAUCUACGUCGGCGAACCUCGUGAACAAUAUCACGUCUAGGAUUGUCAAGUCGGAGAUUCGAACGAGCAUCGUAAGCAUUUCUUCGUCUAAGAUCGAGAAGAAGAGGGAAGGCACGAGUAAUAUGUCGCUGAGUACUCUGUCCGUGAACAGCGCCGAGACAUCGGCCUCGGACAAGAGCUCGAGCCAGGAUGUCAACUCCGACAUAGUGACGGAGCGCCGCGUCAGCCCGCCGCCCAUCAAGAACGUCUCCACCGGCGCCAUACCUAAGAGCAUCAGUUUUGAUGCUACUGCUGAGAAAUCGCAGAGGAGACGUAUAGGCGAGGACGGUUUAGUGGGCAAUCUAGACGAGUUGAAGAAUAACGUGAAGCGGUCCGGUGGUAACCUACUGCAUAAGAUUAAAAUGUUCCGACAGAAAGGACGCUCUCAUACACAUCACAACGACGUAAAACUAGCAGAGGAAGAAGCCAGGAGUGAUGACGGCAGUCGGCCCGAGCUGGCUGCAGGAGAGAGCUCGGAGGAGAUCCUCGCCAAGUACCGGCGCAAGUGCUCCACCGAGUCCACCGGCUCCAAGCACAAGCGCUCGCAGCGACGUAUAUCUGAUGUACCUGAUGCUGAGAUGGAUAGGUCCGAAGGUGUGGUUGACUUAAACGACCCCGAGGUGUUUAACAGUAUGAAGCGCAAGUUGCGCAUCGUUUUAUCCAACCCUGAUUUACACUGCGUUGAGUUCGUGCCUAAUCGGUGUACUAGCACGUCGCUAGUGGAGUGGGUCCGCGCGCUGGGCGCGGGCGCGGGUGGGGGCGCGGGCGGGGGCGCGGGCGCGGAGGCGGGCGCGGCGCACGCGGCGGAGCUGGCGCGCGCCCUCGCCCCCGCCGCGGGGCUGGGGGCGCGCCUGGCCGCCGCCCUGCGUGCCGACCUUGCGGCGCGGCGACCUUACGCCGCCUACCUAGCUUCCUGUCGCGCGCAUCUUGCGCAUACUGACCAUGCGCUCGCCAGACAGAUCGAGCAGACCCGCGCGGAGUGUUGGUGGUGCGGUCGCGCGGCGGGGGCGGCGCGCGCGCUGGACCUGCUGGACCGCGGCGCCGCGCUGCGCAGGCUCGCCAGGAGGCUCCAUGCACAUCCACUGCCGCACGGUGGUGAACUAAUGGAUGAGAAAGCAACAAGACUGACUGCCAGCAUCAAGGCGAUCACAGCCGAAGUGAAGGCAGACCCCUCCUGGGAAGGAGCGAGCCCCACGCUGGUGGAGAGCGUGGAGCUGACGGUGGAGCGCGCCGCCUUCGCGCGCCUCUACCUGCACGUACUCUUCCCCAACGGAGACGGAGACAUCGCGCGAGACCAGGUGUUGUCGGAGCACAUCCGCCGCGUGUCGAGCGUGACGUCAGCGCGGUCGCUGGGCGUCCCGGCGGCGCACCGCUGGGCCGCGCCCUACCCGCGCGCCCAGCGACAUCUCAGGCAUCUCGCCGUCUACCGGACGCCGCGGGACAAGCUGUCGUGUAUAAUGCGGUGCGUGACCUCAAUAAUGGCGGUGCUGGGUCUAACAGAGGGAAGCACGCCCUCCGCCGACGACCUCACGCCUGUACUUGUCUACGUUAUACUCAAGGUGAACCCACCAUCUCUACUAUCGACUAUCGAGUUGGUGAACGCGCUCGGUGGCUCCGCCCUCCAGGGAGAGGCCCUGUACUGGUGGACGCAGUUCUGCGCCGCCGUGGCCUACAUCAAGACUAUGGAUUACCCGCGGCCCGACAACAACGAUACCUAGCCUUUACAUACGCGCCUGAUUUCAGCGCGUGUUCCGGACAUAAAAUUGGAAAUCAUUCGCCGCCGGCGGUGCCACACUGUGUAAGCAAAGAUUACGACACCCUCAUUGUACACGUCGUCAUUAUCAUCUAGUACGGAAUCAUGUAUCUCCAUUCUCCAGUAGUAAUCAAACAUUUAGAUAUUAUUACGCGCAAUUCUGUUCAUUACGGAAAAUGUUAUAUACUCUCUAAUAUAAAUUAACUGCCGGUUUCGGUAAACUGAAUUUCUACAUGGUAAAUAUUUGUUCCUAUGGAAAAUUGCGUUUUACCAAUGUUGACGACCUUGAAGGCAGAUAGUUUUUGUAUUUUCAGUCUGUUUAAAAAAUCAUACAGUUUUCAUAUUCGCAUCGUCUGUUAAUCCUGAUAACAGAAAUUGUUCGUUACUGCAAUUAACUAACAAGUUUGCUUCAAGUGUCUGGUGGUCAUACCAUUUAUAAAAAAAACAAACCAUAGACAUUCUUAUGCAUUUCAUGUUAUAUUAUUGUAAUCCUCGAAUCCUUGCAUUUUAGGUCAAUCUUAUACAAUGUAAACACCAAUAGUGGAUACCAAUUUUAUCUGAAAUCAUUUACCUCUAGAAUUAAAAUAACAAAAAAUAUACUUCGAAUCAAUUCAAUAUCAAUACAAGAUAGUUUACAUUUUCCCCAUGUCAAGUAGGUAUAUGAGACUAGAUUCUCAGUAAAUAAAGUAUAAAAAAGUAAGGGUUUGUUCCAGUAAUGCGUUCUAUGGUAGCGGUAAGAGUAGAAUAUAUCUUUUGGAUGGUAGUCGUAAGGUAUAAAGUGUGCACUCGCAAACAUGUGUUCAAUGUUUCUUCAGUGUUACAGGUUUAUUUAGUUUUCAAUAAUAUUUUCUUACAAUGAAGUUGAAAGUAUUCAUGUUUUUUUUUCAAGUCGAUUUUUAGAACAUAAAUUAUGUUACCUUACAAGUUGGCCGUACAUUUUGUAUGAAUUCAAGUAGGCCUAAAUCACGCGUUUUGAUCGAUUUAUUUUUUAUUAUUCUUUACGUUAAUUGUUGUUUCAAUUUUAUGUACAAUCUGUUUGUAAGAGUUGUAUGUAAAGUUGUGACAUUAUUUAAAUAAUUAUGAUUGUAAUGUUGAGUUCCUGUUGUAUUGUUACUGCUGAUAUUCGUACGAUUGCGCUCUUAGUAACUUACGAACCUUUAAAAUGUAAUGCGUACAUAUUUAUUUUAAAUCCAGCUUCGUAAAAUUAUGCACUGUUCGAAUUACAAAUGUAUUUGACAAAAUAGUCGAGUAAGUACGCAAUAUCACCACUGGCAAUACACACGGUCGUAUAUAAGGUUUGUUAUUAUAUUUUAUUCCCAUGUGUACCUGUUCACGACGGUUGGGUCUCUGCCGAUCCUCUUGCGCACUGUUACCUAGUACCUACGACAUCUCGAUUGGUCUGUGAUUCUAGAGUUGGAUAUUAAAUACUCGAAAAUGUGUAUUUUUGAAAUUGAUAGUAGGUACUGAAAGGUGUGAUAACAUGAUAAGUAAUAAAAUUAUGAAUAUCGAAAAUAAGAGGCGAUUUUAAUAAAAUAAUUUAUUGGAAGUGUACAUUUGAUAGAAUAGAUAUCGUGUAACUUAGAUCCAAGUAAUGAUAUCGUGGCGGGUUAACUCGCCAGUUUAAGCUAGCGACCAUUGUAAUCAUUGAUAAACCCCGAAAUCAAUUUCAUCAACCCUCAUACUAGUAUUGUUGUAAGUUAAGUUUUAUUCGUUGUCUAAGCACCGGUUUACUUCGCACCCCGAUUAAAAAGACACUAUUUUUGAACUAAUCUAGUAUAUAACUGAAUCUUACCUAACAGUUGUACCUAUAUGUAUAAUCGACUAGUUGGUCCGUGUAUCGAUUAAUUAAAAAUCUCAAGCUUCUUUUAGUACUGCCGACUCUAAAUAUGCAGAUAAUUAAUUGUCAAUUAACUUAUUUUUUAUGAUUAUCAUUUAUUUUUAGUUUUUAUGAAGACAUCAAAUUCAACUAAAAAUUGUUGAGACUAUUUGGAUAUUUAGAGUUGGCGUAAUUAGGAAACUUCGAAUAUAGGUAGUAGUUAUGAAGAUGCGUGAACGAUAACUGGAAUACUUCAUGCGGCAAACACACGAUAAGCGUCAAGACUGGAACAGCACUGCAUCUUCACGCAUCGUCGUAACCUGAGCACUUAAACUGUCCAAAUAGCUUUCUAAUCUCUUGCCUAGGUAGUCAGCAGACUUUAGAGUAUCUACUAACAGCUGUAAGGCUACGUGGUUUGUAAACAUGUACCUAAUGUAAUCAGAGCAAUGAAAUUAUAUUUAGCAAUAAUAAUCUUGUAUUUUAUUUCAUAAGCCCGUUGUUUCCCGAAUCCGCGAA